Esox lucius (northern pike) is the source of this 2565-nucleotide messenger RNA. RefSeq names its product diacylglycerol O-acyltransferase 2 (gene dgat2). Lineage: Eukaryota; Metazoa; Chordata; Actinopteri; Esociformes; Esocidae. Gene Ontology annotation, cellular component: endoplasmic reticulum membrane. Gene Ontology annotation, biological process: triglyceride biosynthetic process. The transcript has 9 exons. Gene Ontology annotation, molecular function: diacylglycerol O-acyltransferase activity. The coding region runs from base 157 to 1245 and encodes 362 amino acids. The record is from RefSeq and is a predicted model, not a curated record.
GCUGUCCCGAGAAAAGCAACCUUUGUCAACCAAAUCGCAUCAUCUUCGGUUUAUUUGUAGCGUGAGAGCAUUGGGUGAGAGCAUUCGGUUUUCAGAAAUAACAUCUACCCCCUCCCGCGUCGACCUUGACAUGGCUCCUCCCAUACCGCCACAGUUAUGAAGACAAUACUUGCUGCCUACUCCCAUGUCCUAAAAGGCACCGACUCCAGCAUCCUCUCUGCGCUGCAGGACCUGCCCUCCACUCCUUGGCUGGCUCUGCGAUCCAAGAUGGAGAAACACCUUCAGGCCAUCUCAGUUCUACAGUGGCUCAUCACCUUCCUCGUCAUGGGCGCAGCCUGCACUGUGCUGUUGAUUUAUUUGUUCUGCACAGACCUUUGGGUGAUCGCUGCCAUGUACACUGCUUGGCUGGUCUUUGACUGGAACACCCCAAAACAAGGUGGCAGGAGGUCCGCUUGGGUGAGAAACUGGACAGUGUGGACUUACUACAGAGACUACUUCCCCAUCCGGCUCAUCAAGACACAAAACCUGCUGCCCAGCCGGAACUACAUCUUUGGCUACCACCCCCAUGGGAUCUUCUCCUUUGGAGCCUUUUGUAACUUCGGGACAGAGGCCACUGGAUUCUCAAAGAAGUUCCCGGGCAUCAAGCCUUCACUUGUUACACUAGAUGGAAACUUCCGAAUGCCAGUCUUUAGAGAAUAUCUCAUGUGUGGAGGUAUCUGUCCGGUGAACCGUAACUCCAUUGACUACCUCCUGUCUCAAAAUGGAACUGGAAAUGCAGUGGUCAUCGUAGUAGGGGGAGCAGCUGAAUCUUUAAACUGUGCACCAGGCAUAAACUCUGUCACCCUGAAGAACCGGAAGGGCUUUGUGAGGCUAGCCCUCCAGCAAGGGUCUGACCUGGUACCGGUCUACUCCUUUGGGGAGAACAAUGUGUACAAGCAGGUAAUCUUUGAGGAGGGAACCUGGUGGCGUCUGGCUCAGAAGAAGCUGCAGAAGAUUCUGGGCUUUGCUCCUUGUCUGUUCCAUGGCUGUGGCUUCUUUUCCUCCGACACCUGGGGAAUGGUGCCGUACAAUAAACCCAUCACUACUGUCGUGGGUGAACCAAUCACAGUACCAAAGAUUGAGCAGCCUCCUCAGGAUAUGGUGGACCUAUACCAUGCCAUGUACAUCAGGUCCCUCGGGAAUCUCUUUGACAAGCAUAAGACCCGCUUCGGCCUGAAGGAGAGUGACAUCCUGCACAUCCAAUGAGAAAAGAGAUAGGGGCCUUUUGAAACCUCAGAACUAAGAAAGCUUUGGCAGCUGUUUAUUCAGCCCUGCCACCUCUCUUCACGUGCCUGGCUGUGACUGUCCCAGACUUCAGUUUAUAUACGUAAUAUGAGUCUGUAUGAAACUCACCACUCUCUGCAUUAUUCUGUAAAUGCUCAUGUCCCUCCUCCAUUUAGGGUGAAUAUGAAAGGUUUUAGGUUUCUUUACUCUUCUCUCUAGUGUGAGUCGCUGUCAACGGGGAAGCCGACUGAUUUACAUUUAAAAAAACGACAUCUCUUCAGCGUGUAACACAUCUAUAGAUGUUUCAUCCAUGACGGGAGAGAUAAGGGAGUAUAGUUUGAUUAAAUGUACAGUCGCUUGUUUUCAUGUGAAUUGGAACUUCCACUAGGUGGCACUAGAAGGUUACACAAAACAAUCACUGUGAUUGUUUCUCUAAUGUAUCCAUCCACGAUGCGUCGUGCCUAAGAACAGCUCUUAGCCUUGGUAAAUUGGCCAUACACCACACCCCUUAGUGCCUUAUUGCUUAAACAUGGGAUGUUGUUUUGAGUCCUUUGUUUUAUUUCCUUUAUUUACUAAUUGCCUCACCAAAACAUUGUGUGUUUUAUCAAAGCAAAAUAAUCUGAUCCUCCCCACACAUGACCACUACAUUUACACUUGAAGGUGAAAGAAUUGAAUGAAAUGGAUUUAGAUUGUGCACAUACUGUAGGUAAUGCAAAAUGUACAUAUGAUUGUAUGAUCACACUAAGUAUUCAUUGUAUCAUUUUUUUUAAAUCCUUUUCCUUAUCUUAAUUCAACUCUUCUGUCUGUUUGAGCUUGUGUUUCUUAACAUCUUCUUUAUGCGCAUAUUUUUGUGGUCUGUUUGACAUUUUGUCUAGAAUAACAGUUUGUCUAGAUUUACCGGUGAUAUGUAGCAUCUGCAUCCCCAUUCGCCACGGUAACAGGUAGGCCAUUGGUUGGAGCAUCAGAACGGUAAACAAAACCUUUGAAUCCCUGAGUCAAACAGGUCAAGAUAUCUGUUGUUGUGCCCCUGAGCAAGGCACUUUAGCCUAAUUUGUUCCUGUAAAUUGCACUGGAGAAGAUUGUCUGGUAAAUUACAAUUUGGAUUUAGAUCUGUAGUUAUGUAGUUUUGUUUUGUAGUAGCAUAUACAGCUUUCUUUUAAAUAAUGUAGUGUCUGAACAUUCGACCAAAUGGUGUUAACAAGCGAUUGAAGCCUACCUGUGUAUUUUGCCUAGUGAUGUGUUCACUGGGGAAUUUUGGCCAUCAUGGGUUUUUUGUCUUUCAGUAAAAACAAUAUGCUAUUA